GAAAUCAUGGACUAGUCUUGUGGCAAAGCUGGUGAUGAAUGCAUAUGAAAAAUAGAAAUAAGUUUAUUAUCCUGCUUUUGAAAGACAUUUAUAAGUGUAGUAAGUAGUAAGACAUUUCAUAAAAUAUAAUAAAUAAAAAGAAGGGAAAAAAAAAAUGUCCACCAUGUUUUCAAGGAUCAGAUCCUUUUUGAGUCGUCACAAAAGGAAAUUUCUCAUAGGGGGAGCUGUUGUUGGAGGUGUAGCCCUUCUAAGCAGAUAUGCAGAGUACAAGCUUUUACAGUGGCAUGAACAGCAAACACGAACAAUGCUGGAAAAGCAGAAGAAACAUCACCAUUAUGAAAAUACCCAGAGAACAGCAAAUGCAACAGUCAUGAGCUUGGCCGGUAGCAUGAGAGAAGUCGUUUGUCGAGAACUAGAUACAGAUGCACUCUUGCAAGCAGUCCGUGAUCAGCCUGAACAUAAACUUGCCAUUUGGGAGCAGUUGAAAAUAGUUGGGUUUAGUCGAGCCAUAAGUGUUGUAUACAUAUCAAGCUUAGUAGCUUCAGCUAUACGUGUACAGCUAAUGAUACUUGGAGGUUAUACAUAUGGAGACCUGAUACAGUCAGGCCAUGCAGGGAUACCAGUUUCACAGGCUCUUCAGCAAAAAUAUCUUGCAGCAGUCCAUUAUUUGGUGGAAGAAGGUGUCCCUAGACUUGCUCACCAUGUAACAAGAGCUGUGACUCGUAUAGUUACAGGGUUGCCUUUGACUCGGUCCCUCACCCUUAGCCAGCUAGAAGCCAUAUACCAGGAGGUUAGGUUAAGUCUAGCAGGGGAAAGUGGAUCAACAGACACUACUCUAGAGGGAACAUCAUGCAAGCUUGACCAAUGGAGUAAAUAUGUCCUUAAACCCCCAGUUGCUCCAGAAGAAGAUGGAGAGGAAAGGGUCCUCUACAAUAUGCUAAUAGAAACCAGUGAUGUUAUAGAUAGUGAAGAUUUCAACAUAGUUGUGGACACAUUAAUACAACACGGUUUCAACCACCUCCUUGAUCGUGUGGCAGAUUUCUACCCUAUGUCAAAGUCAGACUUCCCAAAUUUUGGUUCUGAGAACUGGGUUGACAACAUCAGUAGAGAUUCGACCACAGGCGUUGCUUCAAAUGGGGAGAGGAAUGAUGCCAGUAGGAAUUUUGUAGCACAAAAUAUAUCAAUUCUCAAUGACUCAGUUCUUCCUGUGGCAAAGUUGGUGCCAGUAUUCUCUGGUUUAGUUCAUGCAGCGCUCUCCCCUGCUCCUGGACAACUGCUUCAGAAGAUUCUUAUUGACAGCAAAUUAGACACACUUGGAGCAAAUGUUUAUGAAGCAUUUGCAGUGCCUUUGGGACAAGGCAGAGAAGAAAGGUAGUAUUAACACUAAACUUUAAAUUUUGUGUGAUUAGAUAUUUUUCAGUGCUGCUGCUGUGGAACAAAAAUAUGUCUGUUUGUAUUUGGAAGUAUAAUACUGUAAGUAAUUUUUGUUCUCCAAGUUGCAGGUGAAAAAAUGUUGAAACAAAAAAGUCUGGGAACGUUUUUAGUAAGAUAUACUUCAUGAAAGAUACAUGACCACCAUUAUAAGAUAUAAAUAUAGGUGUGCAUUGAUAUAUAUAUAUAUACAUGGUUAAUAAAAUUCACCAACACAAGA
This is a messenger RNA of Penaeus chinensis, 1651 nucleotides long. It is a transcript of the gene Pex3, whose product is annotated as peroxisomal biogenesis factor 3-like. The record is from RefSeq and is a predicted model, not a curated record. Gene Ontology annotation, cellular component: peroxisomal membrane. The transcript has a single exon. Lineage: Eukaryota; Metazoa; Arthropoda; Malacostraca; Decapoda; Penaeidae. The coding region runs from base 155 to 1375 and encodes 406 amino acids. Gene Ontology annotation, molecular function: protein-macromolecule adaptor activity. Gene Ontology annotation, biological process: protein import into peroxisome membrane.